Messenger RNA from Dentiscutata erythropus, 284 nucleotides. Lineage: Eukaryota; Fungi; Glomeromycota; Glomeromycetes; Diversisporales; Gigasporaceae. The record is from the annotation of a GenBank genome assembly.
GGCUUCAGGUCUUUGAGGAUUCUUACAAGAGCAGCAAUGAUGGGUACGUCUAUUGCUAUGGAAAUAUUGACGCUGAGUUUCAACUUCAUUUGGAUCACAACCAUAUUGAAAAGUCUGAAAUGCUCAGAACUCUGGCAGUUUCUACAGGUGUCUCUACGAAGGGCUUGGAGUUGACAAUGUAUAGCUAUAUGUUUUGUUUGGUGGCAUCGGUUACAGGUAUUAUAAGGGCAAUUAGCAAAGAGAUGCUCGGGGAUUUGCAAUUACCACAUACUCGACGAGAGGUG